Seriola aureovittata is the source of this 1388-nucleotide messenger RNA. RefSeq names its product methionine sulfoxide reductase B2 (gene msrb2). Gene Ontology annotation, biological process: response to oxidative stress; protein repair. Gene Ontology annotation, cellular component: cytoplasm. The record is from RefSeq and is a predicted model, not a curated record. Bases 144 to 713 code for a protein of 189 amino acids. The transcript is spliced from 5 exons. Gene Ontology annotation, molecular function: peptide-methionine (R)-S-oxide reductase activity. NCBI's taxonomy places the organism in Eukaryota, Metazoa, Chordata, Actinopteri, Carangiformes, Carangidae.
AUCAGCCGAGGGAAGACCGGCGAGAACUCGCCGCGGCGUAAACAAUCCCGACGCAGCGAGUGCACUUGUCUCCCACUGAAUCCUGCUCUUGAUUUAGAACACACUGACAAACGCGAUCAUCCAGACUACACACAGCAGCAAACAUGUCUCGAUUCGUCUCUCGUCUCCUCGUUGUUGUUUCUCACCAUGCGACAGCCAGAGCCGUGGUGUCACCGAGGAGGAUCCCGUUGUUCAUCCGUCCUGUUUCCACAUCUCAAGGCCUGCAGUCUCUCACCCGCUAUGAUGAGACCACAGACUGGCAAAAGAAACUCACCCCAGAACAGUAUGUAGUCACCAGAGAGAAAGGGACUGAGGUGCCCUUUAGUGGGAUCUACCUUAACCAUUAUGAAGUGGGGAUGUAUCACUGUGUCUGCUGUGAGGCUCCACUCUUCAGUUCAGAGGCUAAGUAUGACUCAGGGACAGGCUGGCCGGCAUUCAAAGAAGCUCAUGGGACAUGGGAGCGGGAUGAAAGUCACGCCUCCGUCAUUCGUCGCCCUGACAACAGCCUGGGUAGUGCUGGGACAGAGGUCCUUUGUAAAAACUGUGAUUCCCAUCUGGGACAUGUGUUUGAUGACGGACCAGACCCAACAGGUCAGCGGUUCUGCAUCAACAGUGUGGCCCUCACAUUUAAACCUAGAGAAAACAACAAACCUGAGAAGCCGGAGGAAAACUGAUGAACUAUAUAGACUUGCCUAAACCACUGAAAAAACACUUACUGUAUGUUUCCCAGUCCUUUGUAGGAGGCAAAAUGAAGGUCAUGGUUUUGACCAAUACAGGUCUGGAAGUGAGAAGCUUUGUGUGUUUUAAUGUUUGAAUUUUGGUGUAAGUGGACAUCCUGGGGUUUAUUAAACUGAAAUAAACUCUUAUUCAGAAGAACUUGGUUAUAUGCACUGGAGAGAAGACUACAAAUCUGCUGAUCAUAUUCUGUAUUACAUGAUUCACACAAAAUGUCACCUCAAUUACCUAAUGAAAAACAUACUUCCUACCCUAAUCACUGUAUUGUUUUUUUUUUGUUUGUUUAUUUUAUUGUUUCCUGAUUUUUUUCUUGAACUGAAUGAUCUAUAAAAAUGGGCAACAUGAAACUUUAGUUUGGGACAUAGUGGCUAACCCCAAAAAGAACUGUCUUUAACAGCAUUAUUAUGUUGUCUUCAUGUCUGAAUACACUGGCCCUGAAUUAAGACUACUCUUUCUGUAGAGAUUGUAAAACACGGGAAAGUAUAACAUUGCUGCCUCUUGAGUUUUUCAGUCUGGUGCCACAUGUACAAAUCCAAAUGCCUUGUCUGUUUCAGUAAUUGCACAGAAUCGACUGAUAAUUUGUCAAUAAAUGCACAUUUUGUUUGUUCUCUGAA